AUGAACAAUUCAACAGCCUUAAAUAGAACAAGAGUGGAAGGCUUAUUGAUAAGGUCAAUAUAUAUAUACGAUUAUGAUAUCCGAAGACUAUCUGAUGAGCAGCUUUUACAACGAGCCUGGGAAAUAGUUCGAAAAUGUUAUAAUUUACGCCAUUAUAGUCUAUGUCGGACAGCUUUUGAGUUAUUGCUAGAUAUGGUAGAAGAAAACAGAUUAAUUACCUUAGGGUUACCCGGAACUAAACAAGAAGUAUUAUUUUAUUUAGAAACCAAAAAGCAACAAACAAAUAUCGAACUAGACCUAGAGCAGUUUGAAGACUUAUUAAGAGUAGUUAACGAUGAAUUUAACCAAAUUAAUAAUCUAGUUUAUCCCAAUCAGCCUUCAAGUUUUCAAAUUCUAAGAGCUGAAAUCAAAAGACUAAAAGUUCAAGACUUAAUUAACCAAAUUCCCUUAAAGAAGCAAGAAUUAGAACAGUUAAUUAAUACUGUUGCGGAACAACUUAAUAGAGCUGAAAGAUAUAUCUUAGAAAAAUUACUUCAAGAGAACUCUAGAAUUCUUCAAACUAACGACAAUUUUAAUGUUGAGAGAUUGAAUGAACUUAAAGAGGUUUUAAGUGAAACGCUAAUCCAAGAAGAAUUACAAACUCUUUUAAAUAAACAAAGUGAAAUAUUUUAUUUAGCAAAGCAUUUAGAGAAUUUACAAACUGAAUGA
Molecule: messenger RNA, 708 nt
Organism: Cetraspora pellucida
Lineage: Eukaryota; Fungi; Glomeromycota; Glomeromycetes; Diversisporales; Gigasporaceae
Source: the annotation of a GenBank genome assembly